GUCAAGGUCGAAUGAUCAUGUUCACUCGAUUUUAUGCCUGAACUCGGCGGAUGAUCAUGUUUAUACAUCAUAUGUAUACAAAUUGUUUUCCUUGCAACAUCUUGACAUGAAAUACUUUUUAAUUUUUGUCAAACAAAACGAAUUAGACCAUCGCGACCAUCGCCAACAAAUUCGUUGCUAUCGCAUCUCCGAAAAACCGAGAGUAAUCAGAAAAAAAAGAACUCCCAACAAUUCAUUACAAAUUGUCCGGAAAAAGUAUGAAUUCCCGUGAAUUCCUCGAAUGGUUAUGGAAUCGAGGAGGAACAAAAUUGAAUCGUCAUAAGAAUGACGUUUUAAAAUUUUCUCAUGGUUUCGGCAAAGGUUUCGGCUAUAUUCUAAAUCGUUCUACAUUUUUUUUUUGUGCAAUACAGCAUUCAAGAUAAUUUUCAACCCCUGUCGAAUAUUUUUGUUAAAUUUUAAAUACAAGCUUAGCAAAAUCAAAAUAGUGUUUCCAUGGCUAAAGCAAAUAAGGGUCAGGGAGCAAGUAAGUCGGGGGAGGUUAUAACGAUAUUUGUGGGUCAGGCUGGGGUGCAGAUGGGAAAUGCGUGCUGGGAACUAUUCUGCUUAGAACAUGGUAUAAAGCCGGAUGGAUAUCUGUGCGAGGGGUUCAAAGUCGUCGAUAAGACUUUUCAGAAGUUCUUCGCUCCUUCCCAAGCUGAAAAAUUGGUACCUCGAACGCUUAUAGUAGAUCUCGAGCCAACGGUAAUCAACCAGAUCAGAACUGGCCCCUAUAAAAAUCUCUUUGAUCCUGCUACUCUGAUAUCUGGCAAAGAAGAUGCUGCGAAUUGUUACGCCAGAGGCUACUAUUCAGUCGGUUCCGAAUCCAUCGAUCUCGUCCUUGAUCGCAUUAGAAAAGUGGCUGAAGGAUGUCCAAAAUUAUCAGGGUUCAUCGUUUUUAGAUCUUUUGGCGGCGGUACCGGAAGUGGUUUCUCUACUCUUUUGUUGGAACGAAUAACUGCCGAUUAUCCGAAUAAAUUUAGACUGGAUUUUGCAAUUUAUCCAGCCCCUCAUAUUUCAACGGUAGUUGUCGAACCCUAUAAUUCUGUUCUAACCACUCACGGUACUCUAGAUUUCGAGGAUUGCUGCUUCAUCGCGGACAACGAAGCAAUUUACGAUAUUUAUACUAAGCAUCUCGAAGUGGAACUACCGAAUUACAAGGACGUAAAUCGACUUUUAGCCCAAGUUAUUUCAAGUAUCACAGCUUCCCUUCGAUUUGAGGGAGCGAUUAACGUCAGCUUAGAAGAACUUCAAACGAACCUGGUACCUUAUCCCCGUAUUCAUUUCCCUCUGGUCGCAUAUUCACCAUUCGCAAGCCGCAAAAGAGCGCUUUCCAACCAAAUAGACGUCGCCCGUGUUACCAAUGAAUGUUUCGAGACCACGAACCAGAUCUUAAAGUGUGAUCCAAGAAAAGGAGCUUAUUUGAGUUGCUGUUUACUGUACAGGGGAGACGUCAGUCCGACAGAUGUAAAUCAGGCGACUCAGUCGUUGAAAGAAUCGAAACAAAUAAACUUCGUCGAUUGGUGUCCGACGGGGUUCAAGUUGGGAAUAAAUUAUCAACCUCUUGUGACAGUUCCCGGUGGAGAUUUGGCAAAUACGCCACGUUCGGUUGUGAUGUUGAGUAACAAUACGGCUGUGAAACACGCGUGGUCACGUAUUGGUCACAAAUACGACCUUAUGUACCAACAAAAGGCCUUUCUUCAUCAUUAUAUCUCCGAAGGAAUGGAAGAAAGUGAAUUUGAGGAUGCUCGGGAUGACAUAAAGACCUUAAUACAAGACUAUGAAGAAGUAACUACCUGAUGACUAUCGUUGCUUUAGAUGUUGUCAAGACAAAAAAUGAUUCACACGCAUCAAUGUAGUGAUACAUUUUUAUCGUUAAAGAUUUCACACCUCGUCCUUAUCGCUGCAGCCAUUCUAAUAAUUAUUGUUUUGUCGGUCUUGAUUUCAAAGGAUUACGCGUGCAGGCUUUCUAUGCUUAUAAAACUUGAGCAAAUAGUAACUGAAGCCAAUUGAGACAAAACAAAUAAAACAAAAUCAAAUAAAUGAAUAAAGGAGUUCGAAACACUGCGA
Molecule: messenger RNA, 2106 nt
Organism: Athalia rosae (coleseed sawfly)
Lineage: Eukaryota; Metazoa; Arthropoda; Insecta; Hymenoptera; Athaliidae
Product: tubulin alpha-4 chain-like
Exons: 6
Coding region: 493-1836 (447 amino acids)
Biological process (GO): microtubule cytoskeleton organization; mitotic cell cycle
Cellular component (GO): microtubule; cytoplasm
Molecular function (GO): GTP binding; structural constituent of cytoskeleton
Source: RefSeq, a predicted model, not a curated record